AUGGAUCGGUGGGUUCCUCUGGCGCCUCGUCGUAUCACGCCCGUCGCGGCGCAUGUGCCUGACCACGUAGGUGCAGAAAAGGACCCAGAUGAAGAUAUCCCGAGUGUGCGUGGCCUGUCACGAAAGGUCGUGCUCCAGAUUCUAGACUAUGUACCUUUGUGUGAUUUGCCUCGUGUCGCUAUGGCCUCUCGCGAAUGCCAGGUUCUUGUCAGCCAAGAAAAGCUAUGGAAGUGGCGCUGGGAUCGUCUUGGAUGGCAGAAGACGAAUGUGUUGUCAGAUCCGCUGCUGGAUGCGCCGCCUGAGCCGAUACCCAUACCUGCUCGAGCCAAGCCGACGCCCGUCGUCUCGGCGUCCUCGCGCGCGGUGUCCAAGACCGUUGACCUGCUUUCCGAUCUCGAUUUUGAUGCAUUUUCCGUCCCAUCAAGUGCGUCCAAGCCGUACGCACGGCGUGUGCAACGCGCGUACACGGUCCUCCGCCCGUACCUCCUGUCCCUCGUCGAGUCGCCCUCUCCUACCUCGUCCUGGCUUUUUACCAAGAGUAGUGACGUACGAGAGCAAUGCGCACUGGUAUGCAUGUUAGCUCGUUUCGCCUCUAUGUGUGUUUGUGGUGUGCCUGCUCCUGGUUUGGAGGAUGUGAGCGCCAUGCAAGCCAAGUUGCAGCAAGCCACUAUGGCUUUGUGCACGCAAUUGCGGACCGCUUUUGUGGCUAGCGAGGAGCAGUACCAAAGUGAGUCAUCCUGUGCAACGGCACUCGCCUCGAUGAAGCAGCAUGCCGAGCUUGCAUGGAGCUUGCGCUACGUACAUGAGGCGCUUGGGAUAGACCGGUCUUUGACGACAGAGACACGGCCGUCUCUUGUGUGGUCGGCACAGCUCUAUGAUAUGGGAGGGAGUGUUAUCGCACAGACGUUUCUUGCCUCACGACCUGUUCUGACGUCACGCGUUCCCUUUAGCCCACACGACGCUCUCGAUGCGAAUCUGGCGUUUUGCGCCGGCCCCGUUCGAGAGUUCGUUCAGUACCUGGAGCGGGCAGUGUCAGACGAGUGUGCGCUGAUCCAGAGCGUGUUUCCGCCUGCGCAGCCAGUUCAUAUGGCGUUGCUCGAGCGCGUCGUGCACGAUCUUGUCGCGGACUAUGUGGUGAGUCUACUGCAAGAGGCGCGCGAAGCGUCAGCCGAGGCCUACUUGGAUGCGUUUGUCCAGUCUUGCGUGGAGAUGCAGAGACUGUGCCGAGUGCCUGCGCUGGAUACAGAGGAAGCCCGGGCUCUUGUCGACUCGGUGUGGCUCACGCAUGUGGAUGAAUACAUUCAGAUGGAGCUGGCAUGGCAGCACAGGCAUCUCAAGGACGUAUGUGACCAAUGGCUGCGUGACUUGGACAGAAUGCUUCAUUCGUCUGAGGCAGAGUCAUCGUCUUUGGCGCCGCAUUCUGCGGCUGAGAAGCGCUCUUUCAUGGCAAGUUUCAAGCACGCGCUCUUGCGCCCGGCCGUGCGUGUCCAGCCGGCCUCGUCCGGGGAGCCAAGUUCGUCGUCGCAGCAGGAGGCACGGGAGGGCUACGUGGGCUUGCAAGAUGCGCCAGGGGGUAUGGACGAGAAGGACGAAGAGGAAGACGAGGCCGUCCUUUCCUAUGCGCGGGCACCUGCACCACGGCGCGCGCCUUCGAACAUGGCGUCUCUUUUGAAUGUGGAAACAGCGGUCGACAUGGUGAAUAUGACGCGCGUAUCGCUACAGCGACUCGACGCGCUGCGUCAGACGCACACGGAGCUGAGCGGUCGAGCGCAAGCAGCGUGUAUUCAGGCUCUAGUGCAGCUGUAUGCCUCGCUGAAUGACGAGCACAUGGCGCCCGGCUUCCUCACGGCGCAGGAGCAGAUCCGCGCGUAUGAUCCAGCGAAGCACGACCGCGCUGGCGGCCGUGGAGAGGCGGCGGAUCAUGUGGGACCGCUGCUUGUGUUCUUCGAGCUCGUGCAUAUUGGCGACACGAUCCAGCUCAUGAUGCAGGUGUUUUUUGAGCGUCUGGACCCUGGUCUCCUGGGCAAGGCGGACUUUACGAAUGCGGCUGUGCGAGAGAAGCGUCGCUUUGAGAGCGACUUGGAUGACCACGUGGCAGUGGGGCUCAGUGCCGGGGUAGAGCUGCUGGUACAGCAGAUUGAGUACAUUGUGACCGUGCAUCAGAACCCGCGCGACUUUUACCCGGAAACGGAGGCUGCGGUGGAUGUGUCGCAGCCCACGGCGGCGUGCAUGGAGUGCUGUGCUACCAUGCAGACCUACUGCGACUUGCUUGCCGCCUGUGCUGACAAGGCGCUGCUGGACGUGUUUUACCAGGAGAUUGGGUUCCGUCUGUACAGUAUCCUGUGCAAGCAUCUCAAGCGGCAGAUUAUUUCGACGUAUGGCGGUGUGCGGGCGAUUUCGGACCUGAAUCACUACUACCACUUCAUCGAGACGAUGAAGCAGCCGUCGCUCACGACGCUAUUCGGUGCGCUCAAGCGCGUCGCGACGCUGUUUAUCGUCGACGAGCCCAAAGAGCUCGCCAAGCUGAUUCAGGACACGACUCUCAGCAGCGGCACUAUGCGGCCGGAGGAAAUGUACGAGUUUCUGCGUGCGCGCUGCGACUUUAAAACGAUCGAGAGCAAAGUCGAUGCCGAGAUGUAUGGCAUCAAGGUUCGCGAAGAUUGUGUGAUUACAUAG
Molecule: messenger RNA, 2676 nt
Organism: Malassezia restricta
Lineage: Eukaryota; Fungi; Basidiomycota; Malasseziomycetes; Malasseziales; Malasseziaceae
Product: recyclin-1
Exons: 1
Coding region: 1-2676 (891 amino acids)
Biological process (GO): exocytosis; Golgi to plasma membrane transport
Cellular component (GO): cytoplasm; exocyst
Molecular function (GO): protein binding
Source: RefSeq, a predicted model, not a curated record